Messenger RNA from Pteropus alecto (black flying fox), 6716 nucleotides. It is a transcript of the gene SF3B3, whose product is annotated as splicing factor 3b subunit 3. Gene Ontology annotation, biological process: mRNA splicing, via spliceosome. Gene Ontology annotation, cellular component: nucleus; U2 snRNP. The coding region runs from base 264 to 3917 and encodes 1217 amino acids. The record is from RefSeq and is a predicted model, not a curated record. Gene Ontology annotation, molecular function: U2 snRNA binding; protein binding. NCBI's taxonomy places the organism in Eukaryota, Metazoa, Chordata, Mammalia, Chiroptera, Pteropodidae. The transcript is spliced from 26 exons.
UCCGCCGCGCGCCAACCGGAAGGUCCCUGACUUGAGAGCUAAUGGCGAACGCCGGCGGUUUGGCGUUGGCGAUGCCUUAGUCCUUGAAGAAAUUCUGCAUCCGUUGGAUACUACGCCAUCCUCAUUGCUACAGGGUAAAGAAGCGGCCUCCCGACUUCCCCGGACCUACAGAGGACUAGAACGGCCAUAUAGGAGCUUACUUUGACGUGGUGUAACCAGUGACUGGAUUGUGGAGUGUCGGGUGACUCAGUAUUGCUGCCACCAUGUUUCUGUACAACCUGACAUUGCAACGAGCCACUGGCAUCAGCUUUGCCAUUCAUGGCAACUUCUCUGGAACCAAACAACAGGAAAUUGUUGUUUCCCGUGGGAAGAUCUUGGAGCUGCUUCGCCCUGAUCCCAACACUGGCAAAGUACACACCCUACUUACGGUGGAAGUAUUUGGUGUAAUUCGAUCGCUUAUGGCCUUUAGGCUGACAGGUGGCACCAAAGACUACAUUGUGGUAGGCAGUGACUCAGGUCGGAUUGUUAUUCUGGAAUACCAGCCAUCUAAGAAUAUGUUUGAGAAAAUUCACCAAGAAACUUUUGGCAAGAGUGGAUGCCGCCGCAUUGUUCCUGGCCAGUUCUUAGCUGUGGAUCCCAAAGGGCGAGCUGUUAUGAUUAGUGCCAUUGAGAAACAGAAAUUGGUGUAUAUCUUGAACAGAGAUGCUGCAGCCCGGCUUACCAUCUCAUCUCCCCUGGAGGCCCACAAAGCAAACACUUUAGUGUAUCACGUGGUCGGAGUAGAUGUGGGAUUUGAAAAUCCAAUGUUUGCUUGUCUGGAAAUGGAUUAUGAGGAAGCAGACAAUGAUCCAACAGGGGAAGCAGCAGCUAAUACCCAGCAGACGCUUACUUUCUAUGAGUUAGACCUUGGUUUAAAUCAUGUUGUCCGAAAAUACAGUGAACCUUUGGAGGAACAUGGCAACUUCCUUAUUACAGUUCCAGGAGGUUCAGAUGGUCCAAGUGGAGUGCUGAUCUGCUCCGAAAACUAUAUCACUUACAAGAACUUUGGUGACCAGCCCGAUAUCCGCUGUCCAAUUCCCAGGAGACGGAAUGACCUGGAUGACCCUGAAAGAGGAAUGAUUUUUGUCUGCUCUGCCACCCAUAAGACCAAAUCGAUGUUCUUCUUUUUGGCCCAAACUGAGCAGGGCGAUAUCUUCAAGAUUACUUUGGAGACAGAUGAAGAUAUGGUAACUGAAAUCCGGCUCAAGUAUUUUGAUACUGUGCCUGUUGCUGCUGCUAUGUGUGUGCUUAAAACAGGCUUCCUUUUUGUAGCAUCAGAAUUUGGAAACCAUUAUUUAUAUCAGAUUGCACAUCUCGGAGAUGAUGACGAAGAACCUGAGUUUUCAUCUGCCAUGCCUCUAGAAGAAGGAGACACAUUCUUCUUUCAACCAAGACCACUCAAAAACCUUGUGUUGGUCGAUGAGUUGGACAGUCUCUCUCCUAUUUUGUUUUGCCAGAUAGCUGAUCUGGCAAAUGAAGACACUCCACAGCUGUAUGUGGCCUGUGGUAGAGGACCCCGAUCAUCUCUGAGAGUCUUAAGGCAUGGACUUGAGGUGUCAGAAAUGGCUGUCUCUGAACUACCCGGUAACCCCAAUGCUGUCUGGACAGUGCGCCGGCACAUUGAAGAUGAAUUUGAUGCAUACAUCAUCGUGUCUUUCGUGAAUGCCACACUAGUGUUGUCUAUCGGAGAGACUGUGGAAGAAGUGACUGACUCUGGGUUCUUGGGUACCACCCCAACCUUGUCCUGCUCCUUGUUAGGAGAUGAUGCCUUGGUACAGGUGUAUCCUGAUGGCAUUCGGCACAUACGAGCAGACAAGAGGGUCAAUGAGUGGAAGACCCCUGGAAAGAAAACAAUUGUGAAAUGUGCAGUGAACCAGCGACAAGUAGUGAUUGCCCUGACAGGAGGAGAGCUGGUCUAUUUUGAAAUGGAUCCCUCAGGACAGCUGAACGAGUACACGGAGCGGAAGGAGAUGUCAGCAGAUGUGGUGUGCAUGAGUCUGGCCAAUGUGCCUCCUGGAGAGCAGCGGUCUCGCUUCCUGGCUGUGGGGCUGGUAGACAACACUGUCAGAAUCAUCUCCCUGGACCCCUCAGACUGUUUGCAACCUCUGAGCAUGCAGGCUCUCCCAGCCCAGCCGGAGUCCUUGUGUAUUGUGGAAAUGGGUGGGACUGAGAAGCAGGAUGAGCUGGGUGAGAGGGGCUCUAUUGGCUUCCUAUACCUGAAUAUUGGGCUACAGAAUGGUGUGUUGCUUAGAACUGUCCUGGACCCUGUUACUGGGGAUUUAUCGGACACCCGCACUAGGUACUUGGGGUCUCGUCCUGUGAAACUCUUUCGUGUCCGGAUGCAAGGCCAGGAGGCAGUGUUGGCCAUGUCAAGCCGCUCAUGGUUGAGCUAUUCUUACCAAUCUCGUUUCCAUCUCACUCCUCUGUCUUAUGAGACCCUGGAAUUUGCAUCUGGCUUCGCCUCUGAGCAGUGUCCUGAGGGCAUUGUGGCCAUCUCUACCAAUACCCUGAGGAUUUUGGCAUUGGAGAAGCUAGGUGCUGUCUUCAACCAAGUAGCCUUUCCACUGCAGUACACACCCAGGAAAUUUGUCAUCCAUCCUGAAAGUAACAACCUUAUCAUCAUUGAGACUGACCACAACGCCUACACGGAGGCUACAAAAGCUCAGAGGAAGCAGCAGAUGGCAGAGGAAAUGGUGGAAGCAGCAGGGGAGGACGAGCGGGAGCUAGCCGCAGAGAUGGCAGCAGCAUUCCUCAAUGAAAACCUCCCUGAGUCCAUCUUUGGAGCUCCUAAGGCUGGCAAUGGGCAGUGGGCCUCUGUGAUCCGAGUAAUGAAUCCUAUUCAGGGUAACACACUUGACCUUGUCCAGCUGGAACAGAAUGAGGCUGCUUUUAGUGUGGCUGUGUGCAGGUUCUCCAACACUGGCGAUGAUUGGUAUGUGCUGGUGGGCGUAGCCAAAGACCUGAUACUGAACCCCCGAUCUGUUGCAGGGGGCUUUGUCUAUACCUACAAGCUUGUGAACAAUGGGGAAAAGCUGGAGUUUUUACACAAGACUCCAGUGGAAGAGGUUCCUGCUGCCAUUGCCCCAUUCCAGGGUAGGGUGUUGAUUGGUGUGGGGAAGCUUCUACGAGUCUAUGACUUGGGAAAGAAGAAGUUACUCCGAAAAUGUGAGAACAAGCAUAUCGCCAAUUAUAUCUCCGGGAUCCAGACUAUUGGGCACAGGGUAAUUGUGUCUGACGUCCAAGAAAGUUUCAUCUGGGUUCGCUACAAGCGUAAUGAGAACCAGCUCAUCAUCUUUGCUGAUGACACCUACCCGCGAUGGGUCACCACAGCUAGCCUCCUUGACUAUGACACUGUAGCUGGGGCAGACAAGUUUGGCAACAUUUGUGUGGUGAGGCUCCCACCUAACACCAACGACGAAGUGGAUGAGGAUCCCACAGGAAAUAAAGCCCUGUGGGACCGGGGCUUGCUCAAUGGGGCCUCUCAGAAGGCAGAGGUGAUCAUGAACUAUCAUGUUGGGGAGACAGUGCUGUCAUUACAGAAGACCACGCUGAUCCCUGGAGGCUCAGAAUCGCUUGUCUAUACCACCUUAUCAGGAGGAAUUGGCAUCCUUGUCCCGUUCACAUCUCAUGAGGACCAUGACUUCUUCCAGCACGUGGAGAUGCACCUGCGGUCUGAGCAUCCCCCUCUCUGUGGGCGAGACCACCUCAGCUUUCGUUCCUAUUAUUUCCCUGUUAAGAAUGUGAUUGAUGGAGACCUCUGUGAGCAGUUCAACUCCAUGGAGCCCAACAAACAAAAGAAUGUCUCCGAAGAGCUAGACCGAACCCCACCUGAGGUGUCCAAGAAGCUUGAGGACAUCCGGACCCGCUAUGCAUUCUGAGUUGCUUUUUCCUGUGGGGCUUGUCUGAGACUGUUUUAUAUCCCCCCACUACCUGGCUCUGAACCUAUAUAGCAGAAGAAGGGUGGCUAGAUAAUUAACACUCUGCAAUAUUUAAGGGAACAGCUCUUUCCCAUCCACUCCUCCCCUAGAGUGACUGGUUUCCCCUAAAAUUGGCACUGAGAUUCGCUGCACUUCUCCCUGCCUGGUACAUAAUACGUUGCCCAAGGUUCCGGUGGAAUACAAUGCUCCCUGGUCCCUGAAGCUUUCCCUGUAUUGAUAGUUCAGGCUCUCAUGUCUUUUGUACACACCCUUAAUUUUUAACUGGUUUUUCUGUAAAUAUAGUUUUGUACAAUGUUAUCUCUAGGAGGGAGGGAGGCAAGCCGAGGUAGGGACCAGGUUGGAUAUACUAUUAACGCCUGAGUUCUGCCACUCUGGAACCUAACCAGAAAUACAGACCUAGUUUUUAAGGUAGUUUGUGUCUAUGUGUCUUUUCUAGGGAUGAGAAUUUAGGUAAUAAUUGGAACAGGAAGAACUGAGUGUCCUUCCUUCCAGCUGCUUGCUUACAUGGAUUUCUGGUACCCUGUGGCUUCCCGCUUCCAGGAUUAUGGUUUUUUGGCUUUCUCUAGUUCUUUUUGCUGUGCAGAUGAAACUUGGGCUCAGUAGUAAACAUGUGGUCAUCCACGCCUCUUCCCAUUGGAUAUUGGGAAAGGGUGGCUGAUUUAUCCAUCCCUCUUUUAGCCUCCUUCUACUUUGAGGUCUUAACAGUGAAGGGUUUGGCAUGAAUUCCAGCUGGGUUGUCUCUUAACAGUUGCUCCCUUUACUUCUAUAGCUCCUAAAAUGAUCUUUUGCUAUAGGACUACUAGGAAGGAUCAGUAAGUACAGAAGUGUUCAGAUACCAACCUGCCCUUGGGAACAAAGUCAUUAUAUGUGGUACCUGCUUAGGGCACAUGGAUAAUAGGGAGCUUGUCUGUAGCAGACAUUGCGGGCUCUGGGGGGCCUUUGGGGUACAAGGAGGCAACACUGGUAGCCAACAAUGAUAGUCAGUUGGAAGUGACCCAGUCCCAGAAAUCUUCUAGCCCACACCUAAGAAUUUGGUCAUCUUCCUCUUGUCCGGCUGUGUAGGAAGCCUUAAUCUUCCAGGCAGUCCCCUCAGCUUUAUUGAACUUGGCAGAGACCUGAGCCCACUGUUAUUCUCAGUACUUCACAAAGUAAAAUGUUCUUUGAUGCGCAUGUGCUCAGCCACUUCUGUUGAGUAGAUCCUCUGUGGCUAGCACUGGGUUAGAAUCAGGAAUGGAGGUGAUUUUACACAGUCUUCGACCCCAAACAGCCCAUAAUCCAGUGCAGAGAGGGUUCCUGACCCUGUCCUAUGGAACUUUGUAUCUUUAUAAUUAUGACUUGAUUUUAGAUCAGUCAGUAGAGACUUAGAUUUCGUUAGAAAUUGAGUUCCUAAAUAACUCUUUCUCGCUUAGCUAAUAGAUUUGCAUGGUACACAGUACUGUUCAAUGACAUGUGCACAGCCUAAUGCCAGAGCCCAUUUUUCCUGUGGCCCCCACCUAAACCCCUUCUAUUUAGUCUGUCAGAUUGUAUAGCAUUGGUAAUGCAAUAGUUUGAGAAACUCAGCAUAGAUGUUUGAGCAGCAGCUCACUUUUCCUAACUUGUUUCCUGAAAUACUUCUUUCUACAAUAGUGGGGGAGGAUAUGGAAGAAAGGAACGUCGAUCUCGGUAUAGAAUCAGGAAUUGUCGCCAUUUCUUUUUUUGAAUGAUACGGACAGCAGUUUAUUAGUUACAUAACCACUGCCCAGGGUGGGAGGAUGCCGUGCCCUGCAAACCCACCUGAAUUGUACUCAGGAACCCAGUAAACAAGGGGCUGUGGGAUCCAGCCUUUGUAGUAUCAAGAGGGUGGGUACCCCCUGGUUCAUGUGGGAGGGUGUGAUUGGCUUGUUUGAAUAAGUUCAUGGACUGGCAGGGAACAGAGAUAAGCAGGAACUGUGCAUAAGAGCAAAGUGGGGAGGGAAACUUGUAAUUAGGCCAUUUGAAGCCCUUCUGAUUUUAUAGCAUAUAAUAUUGAAUCUCAGAUCUUAAUACCAAAAAUGGGAAAGUGUAGUCGUCUGAUUAUUGACUCACUAGAGAGCUACAGGUAGGCAAGGCAGGGGUGGAUUUUAUGUUGGAUUGUCUUUUUGUGCUUCCAGUAUAUUACAAGAUUCUUUCCUUUUCCAUUCCUCUGUAUCCCAAAGCCCAGUGAAAAUGAUAGAAACUCAGUGAGAUUGUCACAGAAUUAAUUAUGGGUGCAUCUUGUGGAAGGUUAUUUGAUAGAUGACAGCAGAUCAUGUGCUAAUGUUCCAAGCAUAGUGCCAAGCACAGAAAUUCACAGGGCCUACUUAGCUUAGCUCAAUGUUCUAAUAGAGGGGAUAGAGCUUACACAUGUGAAACUGUCAGCCAAAAUGUGUUGAUAGUAGAAGGAGAACUAGAAUCCAGCAAUAGGUUUGAUCCUGGCUUGGCCAAAUAACUGGGUAAAUUUGAGCAAGCCAUUUGAAACUUCUGAGUCUUAGUUUUCUCGACUGUAGAAGGUAAAGAGAACAGUGUAACAUCAGCUGUAUGGAAAUCUAAAUAUGCUGCCUAACCUUAUUUAAAACAGCAUCUUGGUUCCUAAGAAUUUCAACAGUUAAUCAGAAAGUCCAAGUGAUUCUGUCUUGGGAGUACAAACUUUAUUUAUAUGUUUUGUUUUAUUUUUUUCUCAAGUUUUUCUAACCAUGAAAAUCAUAUCUUUGGCCACUCAAUAAAAAUACGGAUUCUUUGGCA